GCUCUUUCGUUUGGGUAGUUGCUUCCCUUGGUAGUUUCCAGGGGUUACGAAUAUUAUACUUCCGCUGUAGUGACAACAAACUAACACCAAGGUGCCCGUCUUUUAUAUAUUAUCUGCAACUCUCUGGUUGUAUCAUUUCAUUUAUACGCAGCAAGAAGACAAUAAUCAGAAAAGAUGCCGCGACCAAGAUCAGCUCGAUCUGAUGUCAGUGAUGCCGACAUGGAGGGUCUGGCUGAAGCCGAACUUGUCAAACUACAGAGACAAUAUCGAUUGAUGGAUGGUGACAGGGCAGCAUAUGCUGAAGAAUCACAGAAUAUGAUUAGAAAACAAAAGUCUGAACAACUGAUGUUAGAGAAAGAAAAACAAGAGUUGUUAAAAGAAUUACGAUUGGCUGAGAGCAGAAGUAAUGAGAUUCGUGAUGAAGAAAAUACUGAUCAGUUGGUGACAUUGGUGGAAGCAAAAGAGGAUCUAGAGAGUGGUAUAGAAGAGGAGAGACAGAAGCAGGCAGAAUUGGAUGCUAAACUUCGUGAUGCAGAAAAGAAAAUUCGAGCUCAGCAUAGAGAAAUGGGUGGUGUUCACAUGAGUUCACAACAUACAACGCAGACACAAAAAGCAUCAAGAAUAUUAGAAACAAGACUCGAUCAGUCUAAGAAGAAGUUUAACCAUGCUUUGACUGACAAUGCUAAAUUACGAGAUGAAAUUGAGGGCUUAAGACAUGAACAUAAGAGAUUUGAAAACUUGUAUAAAAAGUUAGAGAAAGAAUUGAGACAACUGAGACGAGAAAUGGGAGAAAUUAUUGAAUCAUCUACACAAGCUUAUGAUGCUAGAGAUGAUGCUCAAGCCAAAAUGAUUAUACUGAAAGAAAAGGCUGAUAAAGAUAUGCAACAACAUAAUGCUGAGAUGAAAGAAUUGGUCCGAAUUAUUGAUCACGAUCGUAAACUGAAAGAAUUUAUGGGCAUUAAAGGACAAGAAAGACAAGAAGAUCCACAACUUGUUGCAUGGAGACAACGUAAAGAGGCCCUGGAGGUUGAGAAGAAGAAAGAGAGCCAGGAAGAUUCAGUAGAAACGUAUGAUGCGGCCGUCUUGAGAAUAAAACAGAUGACAGGAGAAGAUAAUCUCGAUCUUCUUGUUAAUAGAUUUAUAGAAGUUGAAGAUAAGAAUUUCGCUCUAUUUAAUUAUGUUAAUGAACAGAAUAAUGAGAUUGAGAAGUUGAAUGACGAUAUACAAAGUAUUCACGAUGAUAUUAACAAAUUUAAAGCUCAGGGUAUUGAUAUGGAGACACAAAGGAAAUAUAUUCUUAAAACUCUGGAAGAGAAACAAUUACUGGCCUCUAAAGAAGCAGAUUUUAAUGAACAAAAACUUAAAGAAGUUUCAAAGAUCCUAGAUCAACUCAAAGCAGGCAUUGAUUCGUUGUUUAGUAAAAUUAAUUGUGAUAGGUCAGCUAUUGAUGAGAUGUUAGGAGCUGCUACUGGUGUAACUGACAGUAACAUGUUACAAUAUCUCGGCAUUAUAGAACAACGUACAAAUGAAUUACUGGCAGUCAGAGCCUAUGUUAAUACUAAGGAUCAUGAGAAAUAUGACCCAAAGGCACCAGGUUUGUUAGGUUUAGGACCAGCAGCACCAACAACAUUACAUCCUAUACAACCACCUGCUGUAGGUGAUGAAUAUGAAAGUGAUGGUAGUGAAGGAAGUGAUGAAGAAACUCGGCCAUUUACAAGAAUGGAACUCCAAAAUAAAGUCAUGAAAACCGUUCACAAGAGAGAAUCGGCUGCCAAAAAAGAUAUAGAUAAAUAUGAUUUAUCUAAUGCACGAGAAAAGGCACAAAAACAACAGAAAAAAGACAGCAAGAAAAUGUAAAAAUUGACUAAAAAUGACUUUUCAGUGUUUACGACAGACAUUAAUCAGACAAUUGUGUACUGUGUUGUGUGUUUACGUCAUGUUUAAGCCGUCUAUUAGACAAGAGAGUGUAUUGGACUAAUUUAUUUUGAAUUUUACUAAUGAUUUUCGACCCCUACUAAUUAGUGUUAUUCACUGUACACUGGGGCUUUACACUCAUAAUGAGACACUUAUGUUAUUCAUCAAUACUUCACAGCAUUGCAGACCGUGAAGUUAUACUGAAUCUGUAUGUACCAUAGGGAAGUUCUGGCUAGUGUUCAUGGUUACAACUUACAUCAUUUGUGAUGCAUUUUUUUUUUUAGUUUUUAGAUCUUUUUCUCAUUUUUGUGAUGUCUGUGAUUUCAGUAUGUUUUAAAUAAUUAAAAAUGAUGCAACAUAUUAUUUGACUAUUCUGCUGAAAACAAUUACUGCUGAUUUUUAGACUUUAAAAAUAUUUUAUAAUUUAUUAAAGAUGAGAAGUGUCGUUCCUGAUUUAAAUAAUGAUAAAAAUAAACUGCUGUUAUUGUUAAUGUGUAAUGUUUUUAUAUACAAUCUACAGAAUGUGAUAUAUAGUUAUUACUUAUUGUUAUGUAUAUAGAUAUAUUUGUAUGUAAUAUGUAUUUGUUAAAUUGUGAUAUAAUGUAUAUGUACAUUAUUGUACUGCUUAUAAUAAACAUUAUAGAAGUUA
This is a messenger RNA of Patella vulgata (common limpet), 2563 nucleotides long. Its product is annotated as coiled-coil domain-containing protein 63. Bases 175 to 1857 code for a protein of 560 amino acids. The transcript has 11 exons. NCBI's taxonomy places the organism in Eukaryota, Metazoa, Mollusca, Gastropoda, Patellidae. Gene Ontology annotation, cellular component: axoneme. Gene Ontology annotation, biological process: cilium movement; outer dynein arm assembly. The record is from RefSeq and is a predicted model, not a curated record.